This is a messenger RNA of Larimichthys crocea (large yellow croaker), 5059 nucleotides long. RefSeq names its product LARGE xylosyl- and glucuronyltransferase 1 (gene large1). Gene Ontology annotation, molecular function: xylosyltransferase activity; glucuronosyltransferase activity. The coding region runs from base 651 to 2918 and encodes 755 amino acids. Gene Ontology annotation, biological process: protein O-linked glycosylation via mannose. Lineage: Eukaryota; Metazoa; Chordata; Actinopteri; Sciaenidae. Gene Ontology annotation, cellular component: Golgi apparatus. The record is from RefSeq and is a predicted model, not a curated record. The transcript is spliced from 15 exons.
UGCUGUGUUGAGGCCGAAAACUCAGACACAAGCAGGACGUGGACGAUACCGGAGUACCUCCGUCGGAGGGAUGUCGGAGAGUGUUUCUUUUUUUUUACACUAGCUGAGGUUUAACCGGAGCACCGACCGAGCUCUCCGUGCUCUGCUGACGAGGCCGCCGCGGUUCUGCUUCUCCCCUCCCGACUGUGGGUCGCUGCUUGCCCGCUGGUCACAGUAAUCCAGACCCGCUGCUAUUAAUGAGACCGAGAGGAGACUGACGCUGCUAUGUGGCGACGCAGCCUCAGACCUGUCUGAGAUUUAAGUCUUUAUCCAGCCCGGAGGAAACACAACAGCUACGCUGUUGCUGCCUGCUGCUCGCCGGGGCUAACGGCUGAGACUGUCGGAGCGGUGAAACACCGGUGAAGCUCUAACUACAUGGAACAAGUGAGCGGCGGACCACCGUCUCAUUUUGCGCAAGAACUGGUGAUGACUGACCUACAGACAGCGGCGUCCCUCUGAAGCAGCACCGGGGGAUUUCUCACGGAGGUCUGUCGGAUGAAGGCAGCAGCAGUUUGAAGCCUCCGCAUCAGUGCCAUGAAUCAGCCUGGACAACAGCUGCUACCCACAUAGAGGUCACUUUACCUCUCUUUCCAUUCGUUUCGGUCCAGAGGAUGCUGGGAAUGUGUCGCGGGCGCAGGAAGUUCCUGGCGGCCUCCCUCGCCCUGCUCUUUAUCCCAGCACUCACCUGGCUUUACCUGGCAGUUGGGAGCUUUCAAGUGAAGCCUCUCCCUCUGUCUCCAUUGGAAGCCCAGUCAUCAGCGCCAGUGGGUGGAGCCGGCGAGCGGCAGGCCUUGGAGCUGCGGGUCCGGGCGGUGGAGGAAGAGAACCGAGCGCUGCGGCGGGAGCUCAGCCGCCCACCCAGGAGUCCGUCUGCACGCCUGCCCAGCGGCGGUCACCGUGGCAACCAAAGCCGAACCCAUUCAGAGGAGGGCACCGGCGACAAUGAGGGCCAGAAAGCUGCUGCAGUAGGAAACAGCUCAGACUGCGUGCAGCAGCCGGCGGUGGAUAAGUGCGAGACCAUCCACGUGGCCAUCGUAUGUGCAGGUUACAACGCCAGUCGAGACGUGGUGACGCUGGUUAAAUCUGUCCUGUUCCACAGGCGGAACCCUCUACAUUUCCAUUUCAUCACAGACUCCAUUGCUCAGCAGAUCCUGUCCUCUUUGUUCCAUACCUGGAUGGUUCCUGCAGUCAGGGUCGACUUCUAUGACGCAGAUGAACUGAAGUCUGAGGUGUCAUGGAUCCCCAACAAACAUUACUCUGGAAUCUACGGCCUCAUGAAGCUCGUGCUCACCAAGACGCUGCCGUCUGACCUGCAGAGAGUCAUCGUCCUGGACACGGACAUCACGUUUGCCACUGACAUCGCUGAACUCUGGGCCGUCUUCCACAAGUUCAAAGGUCAGCAGGUGCUGGGUUUGGUGGAGAACCAGAGUGACUGGUACCUGGGGAACCUGUGGAAGAACCAUCGACCUUGGCCGGCUCUGGGAAGAGGCUUCAACACUGGAGUGAUUUUGCUUCUCCUGGAUCGUCUGCGGAAACUGAGAUGGGAGCAGAUGUGGAGGUUGACUGCAGAGAGGGAACUAAUGAGCAUGCUGUCCACCUCCCUGGCAGACCAGGACAUCUUCAACGCUGUGAUCAAACAGAACCCAUUCCUGGUUCACCAGCUGCCCUGCUUCUGGAAUGUCCAGCUGUCCGACCACACCCGCUCUGAGAAGUGCUACAAAGACGUGUCAGACCUCAAGGUGAUCCACUGGAAUUCUCCGAAGAAGCUGCGAGUGAAGAACAAGCACGUGGAGUUUUUUCGGAACCUCUAUCUAACCUUUCUGGAGUACGAUGGUAACCUGCUGCGACGAGAGCUGUUUGGCUGUCCCAGCGAGGCCGACCACAACAGUGAGAACCUCCAGAAGACUCUGUCAGAGCUGGACGAAGAUGAUCCGUGCUACGAGUUUCGCCGAGAGCGAUUCACCGUCCAUCGAACACACCUCUACUUCCUGCACUACGAGUAUGAACCCAGCUCUGACAACACGGACGUCACUCUAGUCGCCCAGCUCUCUAUGGACAGGCUCCAGAUGUUGGAGGCCAUCUGUAAGCACUGGGAAGGCCCCAUCAGCCUGGCCCUGUACCUGUCAGAUGCCGAGGCGCAGCAGUUCCUGCGCUACGCUCAGGGCUCUGAGGUGCUGAUGAGCCGCGGAAAUGUGGGUUACCACAUCGUCUACAAGGAGGGACAGUUCUACCCAGUCAACCUGCUGCGAAAUGUGGCCAUGCGGCAGGUCAACACACCUUACAUGUUCCUGUCAGACAUUGACUUCCUGCCCAUGUACGGCCUCUAUGAGUACCUCAGGAAGUCAGUGGUGCAGCUGGACAUGGCCAACACCAAGAAAGCUCUGGUGGUUCCAGCUUUUGAGACACUGCGGUAUCGCCUGUCCUACCCGAAGUCCAAGGCCGAGCUGCUCUCUCAGCUUGACAUGGGCACGCUCUUCACCUUCAGGUACCAUGUGUGGACUAAAGGCCACGCACCAACUAACUUUGCCAAAUGGCGGACAGCCACCACGCCCUACAGGGUGCAGUGGGAGGCUGACUUUGAGCCCUACGUCAUGGUGAGGAGGGACAGUCCUGAGUACGACCGCCGCUUUGUGGGCUUUGGCUGGAACAAGGUGGCUCACAUCAUGGAGCUGGAUGCACAGGAGUACGAGUUUGUGGUUCUGCCCAACGCCUACAUGAUCCACAUGCCUCACGCGCCCAGCUUCGACAUCACCAAGUUCCGCUCCAACAAGCAGUACCGGGUCUGCCUCAAGACCCUGAAGGAGGAGUUCCAGCAGAACAUGUCGCGACGCUAUGGCUUCGCCGCCCUAAAAUACAUGACGGCCGAGAACAACAGCUAGCCACCACUGCAGACCCUCACGCCCCCGGCCCUGGACUACUGACGCACUCGGCGGGCUGGGGAAGAGGGGGGGGGCACAGGAAACGGACAGCCACGUGUGACGCCGUGGGGGGUUACUUUGAGACUUGAGUCCCUCAGACUUUGUUUGAACGUUUGACCCCUCGGUGUGGGACCGCAAGGGUCUUUAUGUCCAUUCUUUGUCCUCUGCUGUGGACGUUCUGUACGCGCCUUCCAAGUGCCAACAAAGAGCAGCGGCGGUCUGACUGACAGCACACCCCGACUCAAAUGCAAAUCGCCGAACAGGCGGCGAGAUAAGACAAAGCGGUAAACAUGUCCACACAGAUUUUGGAAAUCUCGUCAUGACGAGUGACACACACGCUCAGAUAGGAGGCGAGCAGCCGGCCCGGCCGACCAUCUGCCGCCGCUUACUUUGUCUGAUAGCUGAUACAGAUCCGAAUAAAUCCUCCUCCUCACAUGACACGGGAAUUUAAGUGCAAGGAUGGCUGGAGGUCGUCAGUGCGGGUGAUAUCCAGGGUAUCUCCACAUCAGCCCGAGCGUGCUGCAAGAGUUUCCAGAGCCUGACAGCAGCUGGCGUCGGCGUGCUCAAACACCUGCACAAAGUCCUGACAGUUCACCAAGGAUUAGCAACCAAUCACUGAGCUCACUGUUUACUUUCCCUUCCAACAAACAGUAUUAUUUAUCCGUGUGUUUACAGUCCUGACGGGUGGAGCAGGGAGGAGAGGUGCACACCGUCAGGAGGGUCUGAAGAGGACAGGAAGGAGAGUUCAAACUCUGAAACUGUGAAAAUCAAACACUUCAGUCAGGAGAGUCACUCUGUCUGUCUGUCUCUCAAUCUGUCUGUCUCUCUUUCUAGUUUGACGACAUGGUGUCCACUGAUGCCCAUCGGCUGGGUGUGGUCAUCCUGAUGUGUCACAGCAGACGUGUUAUCAGUUCCGAGCUGCAGACAGGACACACAGACCGACAGUCUCAUCACAAUGUGCUGAUAUCAUACAAUGAGAAUAUCAGAAAGUCUCUUUGAAGAUAAAUUCAAACUAGAGUUGGAUCAAAGUCAUGAGCGGAAACAAGAGCGGUUAUAUUUUUAGAUCUAAUGUUGAUGUUUGAAACCCGACCCGUCCUGGUCUUCUCAGCUGACAUGCAGAACCGGGUCGUCUCUGCUCUGGUCCAUGCGUGUUAGCAGUUCCAACAGUAACACUUUAGUCAUUAUACUAACACAAACCCACUCAGCUGCAUUCAUGCACCACGAGCAAGUCUGAAUGUCAUCAUCUUUAUGAGCUCUCUCAGUCACCAUGUCGUGCACACAGAUCACGCUGUGGGUAAACUGAUCAGGGAUCAGCUCUCCUGAUGAUCUGCAUGAUCGUUUGUGUCAGGAGAAAAGUCUUCAGACGCCGGAGAGAUCACCUCCACCAACAAACAGCUUCAGGAUUUCAGUUUUUAUUUCUAUUGUGCCAAAUCACAUCAGAAGUUAUCUCAUGACACUUUCCAUACAGGGCAGGUCUAGACUGUAGUCUCUAUAAUAUUAUUUACAGACACCACGAGCAAGCACUUGGUAACGGUGCUGAGGAAAAACCUGGAACACAUCAGGUCACAGUGCAGUUCAUUCUUUGAAUUGUUUUGUCAGAUGAGCUUCAUGUUCAGGAGGCUUUGAGAGUGAGCAGGUCUUUCCUGUCAGGCACAGUACACACACGCUGUGGAGUUUGUGUGCUCUGAUGAGUUUUGCAGUAUCAUAUUAGAAGCUUCAGGCGGGAAAACAAAUUCAGUCUCACGACAAAGUCUGAGCUGGAAAAUGAGUUAAAGCUCCUUCCUCACAUUAAUGUACCACACAAACACAAACUGUUUGUUUCUCACCAUGUGAGCUUCUGUGAACGCUCUUUGAAUGAUGUCAUCUUCUUGUUUAUCAAUCAUCUCGUCAACCAGCUCCUGAUUCUUUGGAUGAAGUGUGGAGGAUCAUGACAUCAGCACAUUUCAGUCUGGUUGUUCAGGCAGUGACACACUGUCGUCAAACUACAAGUCUGUCUCUCUCUCUCUCACUCUCUCCCCCUCUCCCUGCUAUGACAGCAGUCUGUCUCUCUGUACAGGGCUCAGUGCAGUCGUGUGUGUGUGUGUGUGUGUUUGACUCUGUAC